CGGAACCUCCUCUCAGUUGGAGGCACGCAACAAGUUGCUCUAUUAAUAGUUGUUUUUUACGCAGAAAGUGUGAGAGAUUUUUGUGCCCAGUUAAUCCGUGAUAAAAGUGUCGCAGUUUAGCGCCUUUUACUGAGGAAAGUAGUUUAAAAGCUGCUGAUUCGAAAGAGCAAAAACUUACCCUGUUAGACCAAACUUCGGGAAACUAUGUUGCGCUUAAGAAGCAUCCUAUUCAUCGGACUGGCGUUUGUCUUUGCGAAGAUCGAAGGCGAUGACAAUUUCGGUUUAAACCUAGAAGAUGCAUUAAAUGAUGAUCCAACUAAAGCACCAACUACAAAACCUUCAUUGCCCGAUGUUCCAUUGGAUUUAGAUUUUGAUGAUGACAAGAAACCUGUUGAUCCAAAGCAGGAUGAUGUUGAUGGAUUUGAUUUGAGUGAUGCUGUUAACGGUGAAGACAAGUACACUCCAACCAAGUCCCCUUAUAAGCCAGGAGGCAGUGGUGGAUCAGGCCAUCAGUUCGGGGAUGAUGAUCUUGCAGAUGUAGCUGGUGGCAAUUAUAAACCUGACAAGACUGGUUCUAAAGGCCGUUCAGGUGGGCCUCCAGGAGGCUCAAGCCAAGAAAGCGAUCAAGGAAGCAAAACUGGUACCUUAACUGGUAUAAUUAGUGGUGUUCUCCUGUCCGUGGUAGGAGCUGUGUCUAGCUACAUUCUCUACCAAAAGAAGAAGCUUUGCUUUAGCCUAACAGGGAGCUCCGGCGAACAGAACGUGAAGCAAAAUAGUGCUCAAGGCCAACAAGAGGAACCCCAGUCUUAUAACACUCUUCUGCAGUCUCAGCCUGCUACCAAUGCCUAGAAGAUGGCUGACAGUGGAGAAAAUAUCAGAAAGUAAAUGGCUGUGUGGUCCAACCAGACACUUGACAUCCUACCACAGAUUUAUCUCCUGUUCACUUGUCUUUCCACUUCAGAAUCUUGUUCUGAAACAAUGUGAAUUCAUUUUCACAUUUGAUUUCAAAGAUGUUUGUAAAAGGUUUUGAUGUCCCCAAACAGCUAAAUUUGAUACAGUUACACACAAAUGCUAAAGGAACUCAGCAGGUCUGGCUGCAUCUUAAUGCAUGCAUUACUAAAUGACAAUAAAAGAGGACUGCGUGUCCUCAUAAUCUAAUCUAAUCUUACGUGUUGCCUGUUACACCACUGGCAUUUAGGGCAGCAAUGAAGGUCCUCCAUCAGUGUAUAGAAGGAUUCAUCAUUGCUGUUCCUGUGACAAUUACGUUUUGACCAGUCAAGGUUGUUAGCCCUGAGCUGAACCCCAAAACCUGGAGGACCAGUGGACCACUCUUAGUCUAGCCCUUACCCUUUGACCUGUUUGGCAUGGGUGACCCUACCACGGCCUAAAGCACAAGGGCCUGACUCCAGGCAACAUAGUUCUUGGGCCAUUGAGAGACGCAAGCCUCCAACACCUGUGACAAGGCUGUGGUCCUCUUGGAGGAGGCUGCAUCUACGGAGAGCAAUAAACAGUCGACGUUUCAUACUAAGACCUUCAUCAGUCCGGAUGAAAGAUCUCGGCCCAAAUCAUCGAUUGUUUAUUCCCUUCUGUAGAUGCUGCCUGACCUGCUGAGUUUAUCCAGCAUUUUAUAUGUGUGGUGCUCAGGAUUUCCAGCAUCUGCAGAAUCUCUUGUGCAUUAUAAAAUUGUUUGACUGUAUAAAACAUCUUCUGUAGAUUAAUUGAUGUGCAUGAGCUUUUCUGUUAAAUGUUGGACUUUAGAUAUUUUUAGAUGUGAGGAAUAUUGCAAGUGUACACAAUGGAAGGGUGUAUGGUUCACAACCCUGGAGUUGUUGUAAUGUCUAGUUUACAGAAUGUUUUCUUAUAUUUGAGUAAUCAUACUAAAACGUCAUGCCAAAAUAUUUGUAAAAAGUGGAGAAAUCUGUCUUCUGUGCAUCAUCAAUAUGUGAUUCUGUAGUUCUGGUUGUCCUGCCUUAGGACAGAUGUGAUUAAGCUGGAGAGAAUGCAAAAAAGAUUCAUGAGGAUGUUGCUGGGUCUGGAGGAUUUUGGUUACAGGGAAAAACUGAAGACACUCUUGAUGAGGCUGAAGGGUCAUUUUCAAUGUUUAUAAGAUCAUGAGGGGCACAGACGGGGAUGGAGGCGGGGGGUGUGGGAGGGGUUUGUCACAGUCUUUACCCCCCAGGACAGGGGAGUGUAGAAUUAGAGGGCAGUUUAUAGUGGGAGGGAAAAACCUGAGAGGCAGACUUUUCCAUACAGAGGGUGGUGCGAAUGUGGACUGAGCUGUCAGAGAAAUUGGUAGGAAUGGGUACACUUGCCACAUUUAAAAUACUUUUCACCGUUACGUGGAAUUGGAAAGGUUGAGAUACAUAUGGGCCAAACACAGGCAAAUGGAACAAGCUCAGUUAAGACAACUUGGUUAGCAUGGGCGGAAGGGCCAGUUUCCAUGCAGCGUCAAUCAAUAAACUCACUGAUCUCUGAACUGUUUUGUUGCCUUUACUAGAUGUGAGUUUCAGAAGCUCUUCAGUGUGCAUAUGUUCUAUGUUCCAUGUUUAGCCGAUAUAACAGAACUAAUUUCCACUCUUUGUAUAUUCAAAGACCUGAAGUGCUGUGCAUUUGCUGUUUUGGUAAUUGUGUAAAUUUGUUG
Mobula hypostoma (lesser devil ray) is the source of this 2641-nucleotide messenger RNA. Its product is annotated as CD99 antigen-like protein 2. The transcript is spliced from 12 exons. Gene Ontology annotation, biological process: T cell extravasation; positive regulation of neutrophil extravasation; homotypic cell-cell adhesion. NCBI's taxonomy places the organism in Eukaryota, Metazoa, Chordata, Chondrichthyes, Myliobatiformes, Myliobatidae. Gene Ontology annotation, cellular component: plasma membrane. Bases 205 to 849 code for a protein of 214 amino acids. The record is from RefSeq and is a predicted model, not a curated record.